Molecule: messenger RNA, 1742 nt
Organism: Lampris incognitus (smalleye Pacific opah)
Lineage: Eukaryota; Metazoa; Chordata; Actinopteri; Lampriformes; Lampridae
Gene: nkx3.3
Product: NK3 homeobox 3
Exons: 2
Coding region: 185-973 (262 amino acids)
Biological process (GO): cell differentiation; regulation of transcription by RNA polymerase II
Cellular component (GO): nucleus
Molecular function (GO): RNA polymerase II cis-regulatory region sequence-specific DNA binding; DNA-binding transcription factor activity, RNA polymerase II-specific
Source: RefSeq, a predicted model, not a curated record
AAGAAGAAGAAGAAGAAGAAGAAGAAGAAGAAGAAGAAGAGAGAGAGGCUGGUGAACGUUUGGGUCAACAACGGGAGAGGUGGGGGGUUUUCUUCUUUCCGUGGUGUGGGUUCGUCUUGGAUCUGGCCCGGGCGAGGGACCGCAGGCCGAAUCGUACGUGGACUCUGACAGCCGACCUUUCGCCAUGACGUUAAGCUUCUCGUCGUUCUCCAUCAACGCCAUCCUCAGAGGGAGUGCGGAUGCUGGGGGGAUGCCCGUCCCGCCCAGCCCGCCACCUGGGCACGGAGGGGGGAAGGACCAAGAGAGCGGCGCGACGGUUCUCGUUUUGCCUCGUCCGGACGUGGGAAACGACCCCGUCCGCGUGAGAAGAGGAGGUCCUCCUGACUCCGGUUUAUCUGCCGAACCUCGACCAGAGUCCCACAGACAAGAGGAGAGAGAGAGAGAAGACCGGGAGGAAAAGCCGCUCCGCUGCCCGAAGACGAGCACGCGCCGCGGGAACGACGAAGACGAGGCGGAGGAGGAAGAGGAGGAGGAGGAGGAAGACGAGGCCGGCGACCAGCGCUCCCGACCCGGCGGCAAGAAGCGCUCCAGGGCGGCCUUCACGCAUGCUCAGGUGCAGGAGCUGGAGCGCCGCUUCGAGGCGCAGCGCUACCUGUCCGGCCCGGAGCGGGCGGACUUGGCCGGGGCUCUGAAGCUCACCGAGACCCAAGUCAAGAUCUGGUUUCAGAACCGGAGAUAUAAGACGAAACGCCGCCAAAUGGGCGCCGAGUUCGUCGCCUUCAGCUCGCCCCCGGGGAAGAAGGUGGCGGUGACGGUGCUGGUGAGGGACAGCCGGAAGCAGCAGCAGCAGCAGCGCGCGAGCGACGCGGUGCCCUUCCCCUUAGCGAACGUGCCGCUGUACUGCCAGUACCACCCCCACCUCUGCUGCCUCCAGCCCGUCCCGAACCGCACGCUGUGCGCAUGGAUGCAUUAAGACACUCUUCAGAAGACCCCGCGUCCCUUCGGCACCGCAUGGCCGUGUGAGCCAGCCCUUCCUGCUCGUCUGUCGUGAUGAAAACCGCUUCACACGCCGGGACUCGGCCCCGCGGACACACCCGAAUCCAGACCACAUCGCUGCGAAUGGCGAUGUGGUCUGGGGGCUACAGAGCGCUGCUGGAUGACGUUGGAGCCCCCCCAAAACGAAGCACAUGUUAACCAUACCGGGCACUCUGGAGUUGAAAUGAAGCGCACACACACACACACACACACACACAUAUAUAUAUAUAUAUAUAUCCCGGGGUAGUCCAACCUUGGGGGUCGUCCCGGGUCGUCCUCUGUGUGGAGUUUGCAGGUUCUCCCCGUGUCUGUGUGGGUUUCCUCCGGGGGCUCCGGUUUCCUCCCACAGUCCAAAGACAUGUAGGUCAGGUGAAUCGGCCACACUAAAUUGUCCCUAGGUGUGUGUGUGUGUGUGUGUGUGUGUGUGUGUGUGUGUGUGUGUGUGUGUGUGUGUGUGUGUGUGUGUGUGUGUGGAUCCUGUGAUGGUCUGGCGGUCUGUCCAGGGUGUCUCCCCCAUCGCCGCCCCAUGACUGCUGGGAUAGUCUCCAAGCAUCCCACGAUCCGAAUUCAGAUAAUGGAGAUGUGUAUAUGUAUAUGUAUAUAUGUAUAUCGUGUUGACGUUUGACUUUUUCACCAUUGUGUUGGAGACGAUUUCUCAUAUCAAGAAUACUCCCACACACACACACACAUCCUGUGUAUAAGUAUAU